AUGAGGAAGGUGAUAAUAAUUGAUGGGACCCACGUGAAGGGAAAGUUUGUUGGGUGCUUGCUGACAGCAAGUGCACAUGAUGGGAACUACCAGAUAUUUCCCAUCGCUUUUGGGGUAGUUGACAGCGAGAACAACCAGGCAUGGUCAUGGUUCUUCAACAAACUACUUGCGGUGGUUCCGGAUGCUGAGGACCUAGUCUUCAUCUUAGACAGGCACACCGCCAUUUACUCGGGAAUACUGAGGGUUUAUCCGAUGGCCAAGCAUUGUGCUUGCUUGCUACAUCUACAGAGAAACGUGCAGACAAUCUUCAAGAAGAGACAUUUGCUUUACCUGCUGAGAAAAGCAGCAAGAGCGUACAAGAUGGAGGAUUUCUACAGGCACUUCAACGAGAUAAAGGUUGUUGACAUCAUCGCCUGUGCAGACUAUCUGAUCAGGGUAGGGCUUGAACACUUGGCGAGGUCGCUAUUUGAGGGAGCUAGAUACAACAUAAUGACAAGUAACCUGGCAGAGUCACUGAAUGCAGCGCUAUCUGAAGCAAGGGAGUACCCAAUUGUGCCACUGCUGGAGUAUGUCAGAUCAAUGAUGAUGGGAUGGUUCGCUACAAGGCGGGAAGCAGCAGCAAGAAAUGUGGGAGCGCUAACUCCGAAGGUAGCUGAAAUUCUCUCAAAGAACUUCACAGAUUCGACAGGAUAUGCGGUGAAAGUCAUCAUAAACGAAGAGUACAAGGUUGUGGAUGGCAAUGGAAUGUAUUACCGUGUCGACCUUGAGAGGAAGACUUGCUCGUGA
This is a messenger RNA of Brassica oleracea var. oleracea, 786 nucleotides long. RefSeq lists its product as uncharacterized. NCBI's taxonomy places the organism in Eukaryota, Viridiplantae, Streptophyta, Magnoliopsida, Brassicales, Brassicaceae. The record is from RefSeq and is a predicted model, not a curated record. Bases 1 to 786 code for a protein of 261 amino acids. The transcript is spliced from 2 exons.